Rhagoletis pomonella (apple maggot) is the source of this 1798-nucleotide messenger RNA. Its product is annotated as plasmanylethanolamine desaturase-like. The record is from RefSeq and is a predicted model, not a curated record. Gene Ontology annotation, molecular function: oxidoreductase activity. Lineage: Eukaryota; Metazoa; Arthropoda; Insecta; Diptera; Tephritidae.
AUUCACAAGUGGUCGCAUACCUAUUGGGGUUUGCCGAGGUGGGUCCUUUUCUUGCAAAACUACCACAUAGUAUUGCCGCGAAAGCAUCACCGCAUUCAUCAUGUUGCGCCGCAUGAGACAUACUUUUGCAUUACCACUGGCUGGUUGAAUUGGCCACUGGAGAAAAUAAGAUUCUGGCCCACAUUAGAAGCUGUAAUUGAGUACUCAACAGGCUGCAAGGCACGCGAUGAUGACCUAAAGUGGGCCAAAAAGAUGACAUAACUGUGUUGGCGGAUAGUGCAAAAUCCUAAAUUAUAUCCUAUGGACAUGUAUGUACGUGUAAAUGUAUGCACAUUUACCAGCAUUGGUAUUGUGAGAGUUUUUCAAUCACACACACGAAAAUUUAUUGAAAUCUUAUGAGCAUUUUUAUUAAAACGCUGAAUGUACAAAUGCUGAAUACAGGCAUACUGACUACAAGACACUAGUUUGCCUGUAUUAAUUAGAAUUUUUUAAGAUUAUCUACCGCGUAAUCGACACUCACCUAGCCAUACAUACUACACUAUACAUACAUGCAUACAUGUACAUAUGUAUGUAGUUAAUGGAGAAAACAAACAAAUUGCAAUAACAUCAAAUAUCACAAGCAAUUAAUUUAAGUGAACACUAUAAGUGAAUUAGGAGGCUUUUUUUUACAAAUAUACACCACAUAGCGCAUAAUUAAUUAGACGAAGAGAUCAUUUUUACAUAUAUGUACAUAUAUUAUUAAGCUGCUUAAGAACUAAUGAUCAAUUGUUAAAAAAUAUCGGUGCAAAUAAAUAGUCAAAUCAAAUGCCGACUUUAAGGACUGUCCGAAAAAUCUAAACACAUAGUGCAUUUGUUGUUUUUAUUUGUUUAUCUUUUUGAAUCAAUCCGAUUUUUAUAUGAAUUAAGUGUUUAGUUAUUUUAAAUAUAUAUGUAUUUGUUUUAUUAAAUGGUUAGUUCUGUAACGAUAUGGAAUGUCAAAGGAAAUCGGUCAAGUUUUUAUGUAAAAUUUUGAAAAAUUUUUUAGAAUUGCAUUGAAAGUGUCAUUAUUUUGACCAAAUUUUGUUUCCAGAUCUUUUUAGGUUAUAGUCUAAGAGCCCAACAAACUAAACCGAGUAGAAGUAGAGUAGGGGUCCCAAAGACCAUACAUAUAUUUGGUGUCUUCAUGCAUGAGGGAACACGAAAUGGGCCUGCUGCCUCGCCUAAGGCCAGUCAGAGCCCAAAAAAAAAAUUUUUUUUGGGGGAUUCGAGUAUGUCAGGAGUCCCAUAUUCUGAUUGUUCCUUGAGACAGGACAGGGAUUGGGCAAUACGAUUAGGUAGUGCUGCAAGCCCCCCCUAAUUAUCCGUAUCAGUUGCUGCAGCGAGAUAAGCGACGCCUCGCCUGUAGGAUCCGAGUAGCAUCGAGGUCCUCAAAAAACCAAUGCUCAUCUGAAAGAGCAUCAAAUUCUGUGCAAGAACAAUCACCGCUGCAUUUUCCAAACAGUGGUGGACAUGGCUGCUGCAGCGUUUGAAAGUCGCCCUUCUUGUCCAGUCAUUAUACACUUUUGACCUCGCAAAAAUUAAUUCUCGAAUUUUUUCUGGAUCUUAUGCCCUCGGGGGGAUCAGUCUCCGUGUAAAUGGCAAGUGGCGACCAAAUCCAGCGAUUGCGCAUGUCCGAAUUUUGUUUUUUUUUCGAAAAAAUGGUUUUCAUUGAAUAACGUGGCCAUUUUUAAUUUUUAAGAAAACUCAUAAGAACAAAAGUUGUAUGAAAUUCCAUUCUAUACAAGUUUGGUCCUAAUAAUUAUACCCGAGCGCACUUGUG